CCCUGUCCCUCACAGCCCCACCAGCAUGGGCAGUCUGACCUACAGAGACCACCAAGACGAUGACAAGAACACAGCAUUCACCUGGGAGGUCAGAGCCAACAACCGUGCCUUCCAGAGGCAGGCCAAGGAAGGGGGCUUCUUCUGCUGGCAAAACAGGAAAUACAAGACCAACCUUAUCCACACGGCCAAGUACAACGUCUUGUCCUUCCUGCCACUGAACUUGUACGAGCAGUUCCACCGCAUGUCCAACGUCUAUUUUCUCCUCAUUAUCAUCCUGCAGACUAUUCCAGAAAUUUCCACGCUGCCCUGGUUCACGCUCUUCGCCCCGCUGGUCUGCCUGCUCUUAAUCCGCGCCACUCGCGACUUGGUGGACGACAUUGGGCGGCACCGCAGUGACAGAACUGUCAACAACCGGCCCUGCCAGAUCCUGCUGGGGAAGGGCUUCCUGUGGAAGAAGUGGAAGAACCUGUGUGUGGGGGACGUGGUGUGUCUCAGCCAGGACAGCAUUGUCCCGGCGGACUUGCUCCUACUGGCCAGCACCGAGCCCAGCAGCCUUUGCUACGUGGAGACGGCCGACAUCGACGGAGAGACCAACCUGAAGUUCAGGCAGGCCCCAAGCGUCACCCACCACGAGCUGACCAGCGUGAAGAAGAUGUCGUCCUUCCAAGGCACGGUCAUGUGCGAGGCACCCAACAGUCGGAUGCACCACUUUGUGGGGCGCCUGGAAUGGAACGGCAGGAAGUACCCGCUGGACAUUGGCAACCUCCUCCUCCGCGGCUGCAAGAUUCGCAAUACCGACACCUGCUACGGCCUAGUCAUCUACGCGGGCUUCGACACGAAGAUCAUGAAGAACUGUGGGAAAAUCCACCUGAAGAGGACCAAGCUGGACCUCCUGAUGAACAAGCUAGUCAUCCUGAUCUUCCUGUCCCUGGUGGUCAUUUCCCUGGGCCUGAUGGUGGGCUUUGCCGUGACAUUCAGCGAGUUCAGAGAGAAGCACUACUACCUUCCAGCCGCCAGGCAAUCGCGGGGCUUGGUCACAGAGUCUUUCUUCAUCUUCUGGGGCUUCGUCAUCCUACUCAGUGUUAUGGUGCCCAUGGCCAUGUUCAUAAUAGCUGAGUUCAUCUACCUGGGGAACAGCGUGUUCAUCAACUGGGACCAGCAGAUGUACUACGAGGAGCAGGACAUCCCCGCCAAGGCGCGCAGCACCAGCCUCAACGACCACCUGGGCCAGGUGGAGUACAUCUUCUCGGACAAGACGGGCACGCUCACGCAGAAUAUCAUGACGUUCAACAAGUGCUGCAUCGCGGGCCGCAUCUACGGUGCCCACCCCGGGGUCCUGGGGGCUGAGAACCCGUACCAGUGGAACCAGUUCGCCUACGGCAAGUUCCCCUUCUACAACAAGGAGCUAUUGGGCCUGGUGCGCACCAACAAGAACCAGACAGUGCGCGAGUUCUGGCGCCUGCUGGCACUCUGUCACACCGUGAUGGUGCACGAGAAAGGCAGUCAGCUGUUGUACCAGGCGGCAUCCCCGGACGAGGAGGCACUGGUCACAGCCGCCCGGAACUUUGGCUACGUGUUCCUGUCGCGGACGCAGGACACCAUCACGCUGGUGGAGCUGGGCGUGGAGCGGGUCUACCAGGUCCUGGCCAUGAUGGAUUUCAACAGUGUGCGCAAGCGCAUGUCGGUGCUGGUCAGGACCCCAGAAGGUUCCAUCUGCCUCUACACCAAGGGCGCCGACACCGUCAUCUUGGAGCGCUUGCGCAAGAGGGGUCCAGUGGAGGCCACCACAGAGGAGGCCUUGUUUACCUUCGCCCAGCAGACCCUGCGCACGCUGUGCCUGGCCUCCAAGGAGGUGUCCGAGGACGAGUUGGCUGAAUGGCAGCGGAGACACCAGGAGGCAUCCCUGCUGCUGCAGAACCGGGCACAGGCCCUGCACCAGGUGUACAAUGAGAUGGAGCAGAACCUGGAGCUGCUGGGGGUCACGGCCAUCGAGGACAAACUCCAGGACGGCGUCCCUGACACCAUCAAGUGCCUCCGGAAAGGCAACAUCAGGGUGUGGGUGCUCACCGGGGACAAGCAAGAGACAGCAGUGAACAUCGGCUUUGCCUGCCAGCUGCUGUCCGAGAACAUGCUCAUCCUAGAGGAGAAGGACAUCAACAGCAUCCUGGAAACCUACUGGGAAAACAACAACCUACACCCGAGGAAAAAGGGGUUGUUACGGUCGCUGCCCCAGGCCAGGAUGGCCAUGGUGGUUAACGGGGAGUUCCUGGACCAGCUGCUGCUGUCGCUGCGGAAGGAGCCCCGGGCGCUGGUGCAGAACGUGGUGGUGGACGAGGCGUGGCAGGAGCCCGGCCUGGGCAGGCGGGACUUCCUGAAUGCCCGACGGAUCUCCAUGCUGUGGCGGAACCUCGGGGGGCAGCUGAACAGCCCCGGGCAGCCCCGCGAGGAGGACGAACAGACGCAGGAGUGUCCGGAGGUGCUGCGGGAGCGGGCCUUCGUGGAGCUGGCAUCGCGCUGCCAGGCUGUCAUCUGUUGCCGGGUCACCCCCAAACAGAAGGCCCUGAUUGUGGCUCUGGUUAAGAAGUACCAGCAGGUGGUGACCCUGGCCAUCGGUGACGGCGCCAAUGACGUGAACAUGAUCAAGACUGCAGACAUCGGCGUGGGGUUGGCCGGCCAGGAGGGGAUGCAGGCCGUGCAGAACAGCGACUACGUGCUGGCCCAGUUCUGCUUCCUGCGGCGGCUGCUGCUGGUGCACGGCCGCUGGUCCUACAUGCGCAUCUGCAAAUUCCUCCGCUACUUUAUCUACAAGACGCUGGCCAGCAUGAUGGUUCAGAUCUGGUUCGCCUUCUACAGUGGCUUCACUGCACAGCCCCUGUACGAAGGCUGGUUCCUGGCCCUCUUCAAUCUGCUCUACAGCACCCUGCCCAUCCUGUACAUUGGGCUCUUCGAGCAGGACGUGAGCGCCGAACGGAGCCUGCAGAUGCCGGAGCUAUACGUGGCAGGCCAGAGGGACCAACUCUUCAACUACGGCGUCUUCCUGCAAGCCGUGGCCCAUGGCACAGCCACCUCCCUGGUCAACUUCUUUGUGACACUGCUGGUCAGCCAGAACUUGGCCGGGCCCUCGGGCCUCGGGGACCAGCAGUCCUUCGCGGUCCUCGUGGCCCUGUCGGGGCUGCUCUCCAUCACCGUGGAGGUGGUGUUGAUCACCAAGUACUGGACGGUGCUGAGCCUGCUGACAGUGGUGCUGAGCCUCAGUGCCUACGGCCUGCUGACCUACGCCACCCAGAGCUACCUGCUCUUCCGUAUCUCGCCGGUCACCUUCCCGUUCCUGUAUGCCGACUGGAACGUGCUGUCACGUCCCUCGGCCCUGCUGGUGGUGCUGCUGAACGUGAGCAUCAACACGCUGCUGCCCGUGGCUGUGCGCAUCAUCGUCCAGGAGCUCAGCAAAGCGCGCAAGAAGGAGGAGGUGGCCCUGGGCGAGGACAUCCUGGCCGUGGAACCCAUGCCGCAGCUCCGCCGGGAGUCUAGCAGGAGGCGCUCCAGCUAUGCCUUCUCGCACCGCGAGGGGUAUGCCAGCCUCAUCACUCAAGGAACCAGCCUGCGCCGUGCGCCGGGUGCCAACCCCGAGGUGACCUACGAGUCUGUGGGCGAACCCCAGGACGAGGCACCGCCCGAAGCUCCCCGGACCCCCAAGAGGAUGUCCCUCGGGGACAGGAGGCCGUCGGUGGAGGCGGCCAUCCCGUCCCCGGACUUGACGCUGUCCUUGGACGAAGCUCCGGGGCCACAGCAGGCCUGGGGCCCCAGGACGCGGGAGCCGCGGACCCUGUCGCCCCGCAGGCGCUCUCAGACGCCGCCCGUGCCCGAGGAGGCGCCUGUGUCCCUGCCGCAGGUCCUGGAGCUCGCCCCGGAGAGCGAGUCCCAGCUCCCGGAGGAGAAGGAGGAGGAGGAGGAGCGGGUCGAGAGAGAGCAGGGGUUGCUCGACUUGGGGUCCUCCCCGUGGAGGAUCCCCCUUCAGUUCUGGAGGAGCUGGCCGCACGCGUGGCCGCGAGACGCCCACCCGGACAGGGAGGACGCGCCGCCCGCCGCCUCCGCUGCCCGCGCCUCACUGCCCGCUGGCUUCGGCGAGGCCCCGACGGCCGAGCAGCCCAUGGAGGUGGAGCCGUGGCCCGUGGAGGUGGAACCGUCGCCCAUGGAGUGGCUGCCGGUGCCCCUACCGGCCGAGGAGCAGCCGCGCGACCCGAGGCCGUCGCCCAGCGACCGCGGAAAGGAGUCCUUCCCGUUCUCCAAUAAACCCGGCUUGGCCUGACA
This is a messenger RNA of Ochotona princeps (American pika), 4308 nucleotides long. RefSeq names its product ATPase phospholipid transporting 8B3 (gene ATP8B3). Gene Ontology annotation, biological process: Golgi organization; phospholipid translocation. The coding region runs from base 26 to 4306 and encodes 1426 amino acids. The transcript is spliced from 26 exons. Lineage: Eukaryota; Metazoa; Chordata; Mammalia; Lagomorpha; Ochotonidae. Gene Ontology annotation, cellular component: plasma membrane. The record is from RefSeq and is a predicted model, not a curated record. Gene Ontology annotation, molecular function: ATP hydrolysis activity; magnesium ion binding; ATPase-coupled intramembrane lipid carrier activity.